CUUUUUCUUUUUUUUCUUUCUCUUUUGUUUUCACUUGAUCUAUCUAUAAUUUCAUUAUCAAGAUUCCUCUUCCUUCUCCUUCAUUCCAUAAUAAAGACAUUCUACUGUUUAGUUUCUUUAUAUUCUUAUUUUGAAACAACAACUUGAUAUGACAACAUGGCAACCUCAACCUGAAGGACUUGGAGAACUAGUAAUGUUUUUACGUGAUGCUGGACGUCCUGAUACGAAAGAUCGCUAUUAUAUUCAACAGCGGUUAGAUUCCUUUCGGGCUGUUUCUGACUAUAACUCGUAUCUAGUGUAUAUUCUGGUGAAAAUGACAAACGAAGAAUGGUACACAAGACAAGUGGCUGGCCUGACGUUGAAAAACAAUAUUCGUGGUUAUUUUAACUCUAUUCCUCUAUCAGUAUUAGACUAUGUGAAAUCAUGUUGCUGUGAUGCUGUUAUCCAACCUGAUGUCAUUCCCAAUAUCCGAACUGCUGUUGGCUCGGUGAUUGCUGCUAUCAUUACUCACGGUCAGGCGUGCAAUUGGCCAGAAAUAUUGGAACUCUUGGUUAAUUCUAUGGGUAGCCCUAAUCCUUUAUCUGUCGAGAUGGGAUUUGAUGCUCUUGGUAAAAUAUGUGAAGAUGCUGCUCGGGAUCUUGAUCAAGAUAUCAAUGGUGUCAGACCACUCAAUUAUAUUAUACCAAAAUUCAUUCAAGUACUCCACCAUCCAAAUCCUAAACUACGAACUCAAGCUAUGGUCACUGUUAGUCAGUUUAUCCUAUUGAAAACUCAAGCUUUGAUGUCGAGAAUGAAUGAUUAUUUAGACGGUUUAUUUAUACAAAUGAAUGAUCAGGAUCCAUCCAUACGACAGGAAAUAUGCAACUCACUCGCCAUGAUUCUCGAAGCAAGACCUGAUAAAUUGGCACCUGUACUGACAACUGUAAUUGAAUAUGUUAUUCUUUGUACUCACGAUCCAAACGACCAAGUGGCGCUACGUGCAUGUGACUUUUGGUUACAAUAUAUACGCAUUCCUGGCAUACAUGAUCAACUGACUCCAUAUUUGAGCCAAAUUAUCCCUGUCCUAUUACAACGCAUGAUAUAUACGGAUACGGAUUUAUUAUCAUUGACUGGCACUUUUGGGGACGAUGAAGAUGAUCUUGAUGAUAGUACUAUUGCGGACAAAGAUCAAGACAUUCCACCACGAUUUUAUAGGAAAAAACAUCAUUAUCAUCAACAACAACCUUUCAAUGCUGGUUUUUCUCCUUAUAUUGGCGGUGAAUCUGAUUCGAAUGGUGAUGAUAAGGACACUGAUGAUGAUGAUGAUUUGGAUGACGAAGAUUUUUACUCUGAAUGGACGCUUCGGAAAAGCAGUGCUUCUACUCUCGAAUUAUUGGCUACAGCGUAUCCUGAUCAAGUAUGUAAGGUAUUGGUAUCUCAUUUGGAUCAAACGUUAUCUCAAGAAGAUUGGAAAAAACGGGAAAGUGGUAUUCUUGCCAUUGGUGCCGUUGCUGAAGCUUUGAAAGAAAUGUCACCUUUUCUUCCGCGUAUGCUACUAUAUUUACUUGAUUGCCUCAAUGAUCGUAAGCCUUUGAUUCGUUCUAUUACCUGUUGGGUUCUUGGACGUUAUUCUGGAUGGUGUAUUGAUCAACUUACUACUUCCAAAGACAAACAACAACAAGUCUACUUUGAAAAGGUCUUGCUCAAAUUAUUAGAAAGAGUACUUGAUCGUAAUAAACGGGUACAAUUGAAUGCUUGUUCUGCUUUGGCUGUAUUCUUUGAGGAAGCUAGGGAAUUAUUGAUACCUUACUUGGAUCCUAUCUUGGAACAUUUGACAACUGCUUUUACUAUAUAUCAAAGUAGGAAUUUGGAUAGUUUAUACGAUACUUUAUCUACCUUGGCGGAUGGUGUUGGUGGAGCACUCAAUCACCCUGGUUAUAUUCAUUCGAUUAUGAUACCCAUGACAGAGAAAUGGAAUAGUCUCUCGGACAGGGAUACUGGUUUAUUCCCUUUAUUUCAGUGUCUUUCUGCUGUAACCACAGCCAUAGGAACAGGUUUUUUGCAAUAUUCUGAAUCAGUUUUUGCAAGGUGUAUCAAGAUUAUUACUGCAACAUUGGAGGAAAAUUACAUUGCUCAACAACAACCAGAAUUGUUAGUGGAUCCCCCUGAUGCUGAAUUCAUCGUUGCUGCAUUAGAUUUACUAUCUGGAAUGGUACAAGGAAUGGGUUCUUUGGUGUCUCCAAUGGUAGCAAACUCAGAACCUUCAUUAUUCUCAUUGAUUCUUACAUGUCUCAAGGAACCUCGAACAGAUGUACUUCAAUCUACUUGCGCUCUGAUUGGAGAUCUUGCUGUCAGUUGUUUUGAUCAAUUACAACCUCAUCUACCAACUUUGAUACCACUAUUAAUACAACAAGCCGAAAACGAAGAAUCAGAUCACGUAUCAGUAUGUAGCAAUUCGAUAUGGACAUUAGGAGAAAUAGUUUUACGAUGGAAAGGAUCUAUGCACGACUAUAUACCUAGAAUAUUGGAACGACUACUGAAGAUUCUACCAAAAGAUUCAACUAGGUCACAUCACCAUGAUGUAUCAAGGAUAAUCACUCUAUACGAUAAUGUAGUCAUCACUAUUGGACGACUAGGCUUCUCAUCACCAGAUAUCACCUCUAUACAGUUGAAACAUUAUGCUAGACGAUGGAUUUUAUAUGCAAAGGAUUUACCAGAGAAUGAUGAAAAAGAUACUGCUUUUAUUGGAUUCUGUCAAACGAUUAAAGCAAAUCCAGUAGCGGCUGAAAAGGACUUUAGUCGUUUUGUCGACGUUAUGGUUUCUUGGACAUCACCAUCUGAACAACUUCGCAAGGAAUUCAAAGAUUUAGUGGAAGGAUACCAACAAAUAAUGAAACCGGCUCAAUGGACAAGGAUAAUGAAAAAACUCAAUAAUGCACGGUAGUAUUAAUUUUAUUAGAAUUUAUUAGAUACACACACACACACUUUUACUUGAUUACAUAUUGUAUUUUGAAAUAAACGCGUCAAAAAAUAUAUCAUGCAUCGACAAAA
Messenger RNA from Halteromyces radiatus, 3030 nucleotides. Its product is annotated as armadillo-type protein. Gene Ontology annotation, cellular component: nucleus; cytoplasm. The record is from RefSeq and is a predicted model, not a curated record. Gene Ontology annotation, molecular function: nuclear import signal receptor activity; small GTPase binding. Lineage: Eukaryota; Fungi; Mucoromycota; Mucoromycetes; Mucorales; Cunninghamellaceae. The transcript is spliced from 8 exons. Bases 149 to 2923 code for a protein of 924 amino acids. Gene Ontology annotation, biological process: protein import into nucleus.